AUGGCGCUCGUCAAGACGCAGAACGAGAGCGACGAGCACGUCAUCAAGCCAGAGAAUGUUGGGGCGAAGACACUUUCAAGCCAAUUUCCACUUCUCUUACGCAACUAUGAAGACCUACUCGUGCGGACGGGUCACUUCACACCCAUUCCCGCUGGCUGCACACCUCUCCGACGCGAACUCAAGCAGUAUAUCUCCUCGGGAGUCAUCUGCCUCGACAAGCCCUCGAAUCCCUCCUCCCACGAAGUCGUAGCAUGGCUCAAGCGCAUGCUGAGAGUGGAGCGCACCGGGCACAGCGGUACCCUCGACCCCAAAGUCACCGGCUGUCUCAUUGUGUGCAUCGACCGCGCGACAAGACUCGUCAAGAGCCAGCAAGGAGCAGGGAAGGAGUACGUCUGUGUACUGCGCAUGCACAGCAAGCUUCCAGGCGGUCAAGCACAGCUCGCGCGCGCGCUGGAGACUUUGACUGGCGCGCUCUUCCAGCGGCCACCGAUCAUUUCGGCGGUGAAGAGACAGCUCCGCAUACGCACAAUUCACGAAAGCAAGCUCCUCGAAUUCGACAACGAUCGGCAACUCGCAGUCUUCUGGGUCUCGUGCGAGGCGGGAACAUACAUCCGAACUCUCUGUGUACAUCUCGGUCUUCUGCUUGGUGUGGGCGCGCAUAUGCAGGAGCUAAGGCGUGUACGGUCCGGAGCCAUGAACGAGCAAGAGAACAUGGUCACUUUGCACGAUGUGCUGGACGCGCAGUGGCUGUACGAUAAUCAGCGGGACGAGUCCAUCCUCCGAUCUGUCAUUCAACCUCUGGAGACACUUCUCGUGUCCUACAAGCGCGUGGUUGUCAAGGACUCGGCAGUCAACGCAGUCUGCUACGGUGCGAAGCUGAUGAUCCCGGGACUUCUGCGCUACGAAGGCGGCAUCGAUGUAUACGAAGAGAUUGUCUUGAUCACCACAAAGGGGGAGGCCAUCGCCAUCGCCAUCGCGCAGAUGAGCGCAGUGGAGAUGUCGUCGUGCGAUCACGGCGUCGUAGCCAAGGUGAAGAGAUGUAUCAUGGAGCGCGACCUGUACCCGCGGAGAUGGGGCAUGGGACCUGUCGCUGUCGAGAAGAAGAAGAUGAAGGAGAGCGGCAAGCUCGACAAGUACGGUCGCAUGAACGAGCAGACUCCUGCGCAGUGGAAGAAGGAAUAUCAGGAUUUCAAUGAUCCCGAGGGCGUCAACGGUAAGUUCGGACAGAGCGAGCAGCAGGCAGACGAGGGCGCAGCGGUGAAGGAGGGUAUGCCGGGGAGAGGCAAUGAGUUACCAAAGAAGGAGGAGGUCCUAAGCGCAGAGCCGGUGCCACCAACAAACAUCGCAGAGGCCCCUGCCGAGAACGGUGAGGCGGGCGAGAGGAAGAAGAAGCGCAAGCACGAAGGCGAGACGGCAGAAGAGAAGGCGGAUAGGAAGCGGAAGAAGAAGGAGAAGAAGGAGAAGCGAGCUUCGAAGGGAGCAAAGGAGGAGGCGGAUGACAGCGAUUAA
This is a messenger RNA of Saxophila tyrrhenica, 1509 nucleotides long. It is a transcript of the gene CBF5, whose product is annotated as centromere/microtubule-binding protein cbf5. NCBI's taxonomy places the organism in Eukaryota, Fungi, Ascomycota, Dothideomycetes, Mycosphaerellales, Extremaceae. Gene Ontology annotation, biological process: mRNA pseudouridine synthesis; snRNA pseudouridine synthesis; rRNA pseudouridine synthesis. The transcript has 3 exons. Gene Ontology annotation, cellular component: box H/ACA snoRNP complex. Gene Ontology annotation, molecular function: pseudouridine synthase activity; RNA binding. The record is from RefSeq and is a predicted model, not a curated record. Bases 1 to 1509 code for a protein of 502 amino acids.